AUGAACUCAAUUAAAAAAAAUGUUGAGCAGGAUUACUACGAUAUUUGUAGAAAGUUUCUAUCGUUGAUCGGCCAGUGGCCUAAUCAGAGACCGCGUGAGAGAAUGCUUUGCAUGAGUGUUAUCGUUACAUGGCUUAUUACUUUGCUUGCGGCCCAGGCAGCGCAGUAUUACGUAUGCGAGACGACACAAUGCAAAUUUCAAACUUUACCAAUGCAUUUGACUUCAUGGUUAAUUUUCGUUAAAGUAUUAACUUGUCAUUUUAAUAAUCGAAAAAUUAAAUGUCUCAUAGAACAGUUACACGCAAAUUGGAAUAUUCUCAUUCAAGAGGAACGAAAAAUUAUGAGAAGAUACACAGUGAACGGAAGAUGGUGCACUUUCGCAUACGCCUCCUUAAUUUACAUUAGUGCGUCCACAUUCGGGGCAAGUGCGCUUUUACCGCGUAUUAUGGACGUUAUAUUUCCCUUGAAUGAAUCUCGUCCGAUAGUAUUGCCUGCUCCGGCAUACUACUUCAUCGACGAGGCUAAAUACUUUUACUACAUAUUUUUCCAUCUUCAGUUCGGCGGCAUAGUAUGUCUUACCGGACUUAUCGCGCACGAUUGCAUCUUCUUAACUUACGUCGAACAUGUCUGUGGCCUUUUUGCCAUUGUGGGAUAUAGGUUUGAAAAUCAUUUAUACAAACGCAAUAUUACGAGCAAAAAUCUGAUUAAUCUUUCAAAUGAUAUAUAUGUUGAAAAUAUUGCGUUUUCCAUUCAACUUCAUCAAAGAGCUCUGCAGUUUGCCACUCUUAUCGAGGAAAUCUUUUCUUUGUCCUUUACCAUACAAAUUCUGAUUAUUGUGAUUGUCAUGAGUACUAGUUUAAUACAAAUCUCGGAGGAACUGAAGAAUGAUGUAACAGUAGUAGUGAAAUAUUUUAUAUAUAUCGUAGCUCAGUUAUUCCAUUUACUAGUUCUCAGCUACCAGGGACAAAAAUUGAUAAAUCAUUGUCUUGAAACACACGCAAAAAUUUAUAAUGGAUUAUGGUACAAUAUACCGGUGAAGUCGCAAAGGCUGCUGCUAUUCGUCAUGAGAAAGAGCACGGAUAUUAUUUCCUUGUCAGCUGGAAAGAUAUACAUAUUUUGUCUAGAAAGUUUUACUUUGGUAAAGUAA
This is a messenger RNA of Odontomachus brunneus, 1146 nucleotides long. RefSeq lists its product as uncharacterized. Gene Ontology annotation, biological process: sensory perception of smell; detection of chemical stimulus involved in sensory perception of smell. NCBI's taxonomy places the organism in Eukaryota, Metazoa, Arthropoda, Insecta, Hymenoptera, Formicidae. The coding region runs from base 1 to 1146 and encodes 381 amino acids. Gene Ontology annotation, cellular component: plasma membrane. The record is from RefSeq and is a predicted model, not a curated record. Gene Ontology annotation, molecular function: odorant binding; olfactory receptor activity. The transcript is spliced from 8 exons.